CGCAAGACCGUUGCGCGAAAAAAAAUCAAAAUAAAAAACAACAGUUAUUUAUUCCUAUUUCUUAUCCAAGACAUUAUGAGUGUAAAGGGGUGACAAAGGGAGAGACAGGUAUGGCGAGCAAGAAGCCCGUGCGACAGGCUGCAAAGAGAAAGAUUGCCUCGGAAACUGAAGAUUCAGAUUCUAGUAUUAAAGGAGAAAAGAAGAUACGAAGUUGUCCUAAAUCUGGGUGUCCCUCCCCAACUCCAAUAUGUUUUGCCAGGGCAGCUUCUACAUGUUGUGGCAAUGGAUACACUUCACGCUGGUACCAUAUAUCUGCCGGAGAACACUUCUGCAAUGAAUGUUUUGAGCAUUUCUACAGAAGUCAUAAUUCCGGGUAUGAGAAAUACACGGCAUGGAAGAGGAUGUGGUCACAAUACGGAGGUACGGAUAACAGUGUCAAGUAUUACAUGGCCGACCAGCUCUUACCAUAUUGGGUUCAGUGUAACCUGUGUGAGAAAUGGAGAAGUGUAUUCCGUGAGACAGAAAUAACACCAAGAUACCUGAAAAAUUAUGUGUGUACGAGAGUGCUUAAGAAUCAGUCACAAGAUGAUGCAUGUGACAGUCCAGAGGAUUAUAGGAUUGAGAUGGCAAAGGAAGCAUACGUUUGGCCGUUCCAUCUGAUCAUUCCAUUGUUCGUGAAGAACGCGAUUUAUGCGCCCUAUGUACGAGAUUUCUUCCAAGAUUCUGUUGGCAUCAGUCCAUCUGACACAUCUGUACAUAAAUAUAACGAGGGAGUGAUGGAGGUGCGGCAGUACCUGCAGCCAUUCCAGUUUGUUGAAGACAACAUGGCCAUGGCUCUACCUCCAGAUCAACUCUCUGAAGACGAAUUGCUGUAUUUCCCAGAAUUCAAAGGGAUCUUCCUAAAAUUCUACCUCAUUAUUCGUAACACAAUUAUGGUGCUGUGGAACCUCAAUGUUAAGAACUGGGUAUCAAGAGAGCGAUGUAUGAACUAUGUCAUCAUGAGGGGUCUGUCUCGAGUAUGGAUUACGAUACAUGUGGACCGUAUACUAGCAUACUUGACAUUGAAAGGUUACAUAAACCACGGUGUGGCUCAAGUUCCCAAGGAAAUAGAAUUUGUUGAACUAUUAGAAGAAAACAUUCAAAAGCAUCCUGUGAUAAUUAUUGGAGCGGGUCUUUCAGGACUUGGUGCUGCCAGACAGCUCACGAACCUUGGCAUUCAGGUGACAGUGAUCGAGGCUGGGGAUCAUAUUGGAGGUCGGGCUGUUGACGAAGGAAGCUCAAAAUUUGACACUCAGUCUCACAUGGUGGUUGGAUGUUAUAACAAUCCUGUUGUAGUAUUAUGUAAACAGGCAGAUGUGAAACUGAAAGAACUUGGCGAUGAUUGUGUUUUAUUGUCAGACGGAGGCAAAACUGUUGAUGAUAAACUAGACAAACGGAUGCAGUUCCAUUUUGAAGCUAUGUUGGAUAUAAACAAACAGCUAAGGAAAGAACAGGAGAAAGACAUUAGUCUCCUAGACAGAUUUACAGAACUUCACAACCAGUUCAAAGAUGAAUCGGGCAUCAGAUUCACAAAGCUUGAAGAAAAUUUGCUGAGAUUUCAUCGCAGUAAUUUAGAGUACGCCUGUGGUAGUAGCCUCUCCAAUAUAUCGUCUCUCUACUGGGACCAGAAUGAUGACUACCCACAAUUCCAUGGGCCUCCGGUACUUGUACAAGAUGAUUUCUCUAAAGUCCUCAACAAACUUGCUGAAAACAUACCUGUGGUCAAGAAUUCACCGGUAACAAUGAUAGACUAUUCGGAGGAUGCAAUAAAUGUCACUUGUUCCUCUGGAGACAGCUUCCUCGCAUCUAAAGUAUUAGUUACAGUACCUUUACAAGUGUUGAAAGAAGAUAAGAUUAAAUUCAACCCGCCCUUACCCGAUUUCAAGAAAGUAACACUUGGUUGCGGGAGUGUAGAGAAGGUUAUGUUAGAAUUUCCAAGUAAGUUUUGGAGCAAGACUGUGAAAGAGUCUGCCAUGUUUGGCCAGAUAUUAUCUACCUCAACUGUACCAGGAUUGUUUGAUGUCUUCUAUGAUAUAUCACAGGAAGACAAACCAAUGCUGGCUACAUACAUAUCCGGUGCUGCAGUGAAUAUUCUCAAAGAAAAAACAGACGAGCAGGCUAUUGAAAUGUGUAUGGAAAUCCUUAGAUCUGCCUUUUGCAAACAGGAUGUUCCAGAGCCAUCAAACUAUCAUGUAUCCCGAUGGUACCAGACAGAGCAUAUAGGAAUGUCCUAUUCUUACAUACCAACCAAUUGUGGAGAGGAAGCCUUCGAUAAUCUCGAGAGAGAUUUAAAUGAUAAAAUCUACUUUGCAGGAGAGGCUACACACAAGCAGUUCCAUCAGACAUUAGCGGGUGCCUACACAAGCGGACUUCGAGAGGCAGAGAAAAUCUACAGAUCAUUUGUACAUAUCACAUGAUGCAGAAUCUAUUUACACAAGUAAAUGAGACAAAAACACAAUGUCUUGCUUCUGGCAAGCCAUGAAAAUUUGUACAGAUUGAGUUGCGGACAUCACUGGUCUAGUGCUGAGAGACGCUGAUGGAUGAAUCUCCAUUUAUCACGUUUGACAUUAUUGGAGUGAAAAAAGCCAUUACCCAAAUAUGAUAAUACCCUAGUGUAAUAUACAUGUAGCUUUGAUGUUAAGGUCGUUUUGACUGUAGGGGACGUUGGUCAAAUUUACUUGGUCUAUGAUAGUUGGAGAAAGGAAAAAUUUUGAUGUUUAAGCAGGAAAAGCUUACAUGUAAUAAAAAGAAUAUUACAUUUGUGUCUUUCCACAUUGAAUUUAUUAAACUUGUUGAAUAAAAUUGAUAAAAUGCUUGGCAGAGCCUCGGUUUUAUUAUUUUAUCCAACUUGUUUAAUAAAUUCAGUAUGAGGAGACACACGCAUGAUAUCCUCUAUAUAUUACUCGUGAGUGAAACAGUAAGAUGGAACAGUGUUUUAGGUGCCUAUCACACUGCCCCAGAUGGACUUGCAUAUGAGUUCCGGAUUCCCAUCCCCGGAUUGAUCCAGAUGGGUAAGAAAAGGGUUUUGCAAAUUUGUUACAGUAUGUAAAUAUCUAAUGCAAUUGUAACAGAACCUUAAAUAACCUUAUUAGAACUGGAAUAAAACCGUAAUAUCUCAUAUUUUUUCACCACAGUGAAGUCUUUCGGACUGUUACGAUCUUUUAAGAUCUGUUAUGAUCAUUUCAGAAAUUUUAUGGAUUUAUUACUGAUUCCUUACAGAUAUAUUAUCCAUGGCAAAAUCAUUCUUGUCCCCGGAUGCCCCCAGUUUCUGAACGGAUACACCAGAUAACUUGCGAAUGAAUUAGGAGUUCUGCAGAUGCAAUUCCGCAAGCCCAUUCGGGGCAGUGUGAUUCUAGCUUUAGUAAAGACCAAAGGUAAAUGUUAGGAAUCUUCCUAAUAGUGCAUAGUAGAUUUGGUAAUUAUCAGGUCACGUUUAUUUCAUGAUUUGACAGAGAACAGUCUUAUUUGACUUGUUAAGAACUUGUGCUCAUUAGUUUACUGAUCUUCUGGGGGUAAUGCUGUGUUAUUUUCAUGAGUGUUUUGAAUUUGCACGAGGGCAUGUUCAGGAAAAUUAGCAAAGAUAAAACUACUACAAGUCAGACCUUUAUUAAGCAGCCACUUAAGAAGCAGUGCAAUCUGGUUGCCUGAGGCAGGUAGCUUUUUAAGACAAAUUGAUACAAAAAACAAAAACUCAACUAGCUACAAUAUUGACAGUAUUUAUUUACACUGUAGUAAUACUUCGGUUAAAUGGGUAUUAUUUUCGUUUCAGUUGUAUUAGGUUGUAAGAGUUUUCUUCGUGGUACUGCUGUUCUUACGUUAUCAUCGCAAAUGAAUGGUAACCUUAAAACUUCAUGAAUAGUAACGAUAAAAAUUAUUUUUUAUGAUGGGUGUGUGUAUAAGUACCAUAAUCACCUGUAGAUAACCUGCACCUCUGUAUAAUUUGCAUUCAGCCUAUUUCAGUCGAAAUGAAGAAAAACAUAUUCUGUUUGAUCUACCUAAUCUGUAACAGACUUUUUCCCAUAAAAUUUCAGCAGUUGGAUCUUUUUGAAUUAAAAAAUGUCUUGAAUUUGCACAUUAGUGCAGUUAAUAUCUGGUAACUUGUCAUGGCUUUACAAUAAUUUUCAUGAAUUUAGAUUUCUGUUUUCGGAUCACUUGCCCCUCAGUGCUGUGGAAGUGGAACCCUUGCUUUAAGUUAAGAACUCUUUCAUGUGGGGGAUGUCAUCCAGCUAGCAUAUGAAACUUUGGUGGUUCUGCCGAGGCACCUGCCUGUGUUUGAGAUAAUGCUGGUAGAAGUGCCUGGGGGCUUCUUCCACCAUGAUAAGUUUGAAAAUUUCCAUAUCGAGGGCUUGGUGCAAAACUAUUGUAAGUAUAUAUAAAUAAAUAACAAGAUACAAUAGUUUUGUGCCAAGCCCUCGAUAUGAUCUAAGGACAAGUAAAAUGCCAGUGUGUUUUUAAAAGUCAUUUUGGCCAGAUACAAGCAAUGAACCCAGAUAAUCAGAAGGGUACAUGCAGGAAUCCUGGUGAUUAGUGAAAUAAAAGGCACAAAUUAUACUAACAGACCUUGCAACUGUAAAAACUGGUACGGAAUUCAGUUGUUUGACUGGGCAAAAGGUGUAUUCCAUUCUCAUUUUAUGUAGGGUUUUUAGUUGAAAUUUAACUGAACCCAAGGCCGGUUGAUACUCAAGUAGGUGUAGAUAUGCAGUUAGAUAUAACAGAUCAGUAUUGCGACUAGAAUUUUGUGUUCAAGAAUAAAAAGCUACAAGAUGAAUGCUGGCUCAUAUUGAGCUAUUUAGAUGUCACUGUGGGCGCGCUUGAUUUGGUGCUCAGUGCAGGUUCAGUGUGCACCGGACAAGUAGAACAUAAAUCAAGCGCACUGGUGCAGAGUUCAGAACAUGUUCUCCUUGCACCUUUUUCCCAGGUGGUGCAUGAGGAAAACAAUAUGGCCGACAAUGGCAGGAAGGUGAAAAUGAAACUGCGUAUUUUAACUAUAUGCUUCUUAUAUAGCUCUAUAAAGAUUAAUUAUUUACUUUUACUAACUACAAUGGUAUUAUUUAGACAUAGUUACAUUAUUGUUAGCUCUCCUUUUGAUGGUUUGAUUAUUUUACAAAUAUUUUUCUGAAUGAACAGAGCGGAACAUUGUUCCAAAUUCACUUGAUUCACUGGGGUAGAACACUAUUCCGGAAUUCUGCUCCGAACAAGAAAUCAAGCGCGCCCACAGUAUGUUUACAUUAGUAUAAGCUUAUGGUGUUGUAAACCAGUGUUUCUAUGUGUAGUACAAUAGUAUAUAACGGUUGAGAAUAAAAUAAUUUUCAAACUGGGUUAUUUUAAGAUAUAGAUGAUAUGUUUGGGCAAUGUCAAACUUAUCAGUAACUUAAUAUGUAAUUAUUUUAACAAAACAAGUUUUAGAAUGUUUUUCUGAAUCAAAAGAUAAGCCUUAAAAAUAUUAUAUAUUUAUGUUAUAGAACUUUAGGGGGAUAAAAAUGCCUUGAUAUGUGAAUUGUAUAUAUACCUCAUUACGUCUUCCUUCAGAGGAGAGGUGUAUUGUUUUGCUUAUGGCAGUCGGCAGGUAGACUAAAUGAUUUUCAGUGUCUUCCUGGAAUACAAUGAAACACAUGGCUAUAAAACCCCUGUAUAGUGUGGUUGCUUAGUUUCAGUAUAUGACUCCAGUUGGGUCAGGUUAUCAGAAAGUCAAGUACUAGAAAAUAGUUCCUGAUCAAUAUUGAAAAAAGCUUGGUCCUCUGACUUAAAUGUUAUAGAAUGGUAGGAUGAUGACCUGGGGCCAUAUAAUGACACAUAUUUUUGGUGGCUUGGGAGGGGCCAUAUUAAAUUUCCAGGUCUUUAGUCCAGAGGUGUUCUUUCUUAGAAAAGAUACAUAGCAAAUAACCUGAAAUCAGGUUCAGGCUUGAAAAAUGCAUGGCCUGGAAAUCGGUGUCCAGUUACUAACUGGAUAUUGGAUUGUCAGUUAAUUAUGGAACUUCGAAAAAUAAUAGAGCCGCACCAUAAGGAAACCAACAUAGUGUCUUUGUGACCAGCAUGGAUCCAGACCAGCCUGCGCAUCCACACAGUCUGGUCAGCAUCGAUGCUGUUCACUUUCAAAGCCUAUUGCAAUUAGAGAAACUGUUAGCAGACAGCAUGGAUCCUGACCAGACUGCGCGAAUAGGCAGGCCGGUCUGGAUCCAUGCUGGUUGCUAGCGCACUAUUUUGGUUUUCUUAUGGCAUGGCUCAAUAGUUUUUCUUCAAUAGUUAAACACUUACAGGGAUAGGAUGCAGGAGUCGGGUGAACUUUGAUCUGAAGGCCAUUUUCAGUUGUGAACUCACAUUUUUGGGCACAGAACCAUUUAAUGUCAUAGGAUGAGAGCUUGUGGUCAAGAGAUGUCUUGUUGUGGGGAAAUUGGAUCAGAGGUCAAGGUUACUAUGGCCUUGAGGUUAAAUACUGUUCCCUGUCAUUAACUGGAGAAUGCUUGGGUAUACUUCCAUCAAAGUUAAUUGGAUGUUUGCCUAAGAUCAAUGUACAACCCCUUAUAUGUUUGAGGUCAAAGUCAUUGUUCUCGAGACUGAAAUUACGUACCCAUUUACCUCUGACUUGGCUGUUACGGUGGUAUAUGUGUUUUACAAACGCCCAUUGUUUUCAUGUCGAGUUGGUAUCCAUUCCGAUAUAUAAUUAUGCUGGUGGAUAAUGUUGAACUCUGUUUUUUUUCAUGCAUAUUGUGUUCAGAAUUUAUGUGUUCAUAUUGUUAUACCUAAGUGAAGAUAUAUGUAACUUUUUUGAUGUUUUUAAUGAUUCAAACAUAUAUCAAUGUUGAUUUCAGUAGCAUCAUUGGUGUAAUGCUUGGCUUAACUAUUAGGGUAUAAUCGGGGUCAGUGCAUUCCGAUUUUGACAAACUUGCCAGUUUUAAUAAAUAGCUAUUUUGUACUUGUCAAUAUAAUGGUUAUAUAUUAAGAUAUGGUGAAAUUCUACUUUCUCAUAUGGGCUGUCGGACAAGCUCGGCAAGUCAGAAAAAAGAUUUUAACAUCCCUGAUAAUGGGUCUGAUAAAUUUAAAGAGGCAGUUGAUAUAUAGUAUUUCUUUACGAAGUGAGGCAAUAUUACUCAGAUUUGAACUCUCUCACUGUAAGAAUUUUUAAAAUUGGCCGAAAGGCCAAGUAGUAUCAGAUAUUUUAUAUAUCAAACAUAGUGGCCAUUUUGUUUCAGUGGUUGCUUAGAUACAUUGACAGAUUUAAAGUUCAAAACAUUUUUGAAUAGUUAAAUAAAACUGAUAAAUGAUUUUGAUAUUUCAUAUACAUUAUUGUCUGUCUGAAAAAACUUCUGACCUAUUCUGUAGGUAUCCCACUUUCUGAUUUAAUUACUUACUACUAUAGUGCUUUAUGUUUAGAAUUCAGGUAACUCUGAAUAUUGUGCAGAAAUUUGAUAAACGUCUACAGUGGCUCCUUCUGUGAGCCUCAAUUUUUUGAAAUUUCAAACUGUCUUAUGAAUAUGGGCUUUUUACCCAUGGAACUUUUGUUCAGCCUGUUAAGUUGAGGCUUCAUUCAUUAAUUUAACAAGUACAAAUUUGCUCAGUUUUGCUUUGUUGGGAUAUUAAUUUGUAUUUGAAAUAAUUAAAUUUUAUGUGUAUGAAAUAAGAGUUGUUCAGCCCAAAGCAGUUAUUUUGUUGUGAUAUGAUAAUUGAGCUGCGCCAUGAGAAAACCAACAUAGUGGCUUUGCGACCAGCAUGGAUCCAGACCAGCCUGCGCAUCCGCGCAGUCUGGUCAGGAUCCAUGCUGUUCGCUAACAGUUUCUCUAAUUGCAAUAGUACUUGAAAGCGAACAGUAUGGAUUCUGACCAGACUGCGCAGAUGCAAAGCCACUAUGUUGGUUUUCUCAUGGCGUGACUCAUAUGUCAAUUUUCACUGACCAAGUUAAAGAAUUGCAACUUUUUCUUGUUCAUUUGGAUUUGAACUUUAGCCUGCUGGCAGCAAGUGAUUCUGCCUUUGCGACCAGUGAAGACCAAUGUCAUAGUCUGCACUGUUUGCUAUUCAGCCAGUAAAUUUUCGUGAAUACCCUUUCAAAUAAUAAAUGGUACUGCCAAAAUUGAAUAAUGGACCAGUCCAUUUUAGAAAUUAAGGAGGAUAAAAGUUAAUUUAGUGGAUUGAUUCAACAACAAAGUCCUCAAAAUAUAGUCCCCUUGAAUAUUAAUGAUUUCACAGUAUUAUAACCCUUACCCUGCUAAAUUUCUAUAAUGAACUUGAGAUAACCAGACAGAUACUGACUGAAUGGCAAACAGUGCACAUCUUGAUCAGACUGCACAGAUGUGCAGGCUGAUCAUGAUCUACACUGGUCGCAAAGUCAGAAUCAGUCAUGUCCAGCAUGAUCAGGAAUAAACAAAGUAUCCAAUCAAGUCCACUGAUACAUAUUUACAAGCGGUUUCUGCACUCCUUUAAAUUCCAGCAUUUCCUUGAAGUAAGCAUAGCUUAAUGCAUGCAGCAGUAUGUUGUUAGCACUAUUGUUUGAAGCAGUGACUGAACUAUGGUCCCAAGUGAAACUGUCCAAGAAUUUAAAAAAAAUAUUCCCACUUCAAAAUAUCUGUAAUUUGUUUCUGUUGACUGAUAGAUGGGUCUCAAAUGUAUGCUCCUUGUUAUUUUAGUGUUCUAUGACCUUUGAUACAGAACAGAACAGAAUAGUAUAAACUGUAUGCUGCUUAAAUUCAUUUUGUUGCCAAAAAUCAUAUCAGUUAGUGUGAUGUUAUCGAUACUUAAGUCUAAACUUUUGCCCUGUGUUAAUCAUAAUUAUUCAAGUUUCUGUAUACAUGUAUUAUAUUUUUGGGGGUAAUGGGAGAUUUAUAUGCCCUUACCUAGAAGAAGAAGGGAUAUAUUGCUCUGCUCAUGUCGUUUGUCGAUUAAUAGACAAUUUUCUUUGUAUUUAGAGGACUGGCCUACAUUGGUCAAACUUAAUAAGGAUGAUUUCCUAGUUAACUUAAUGUUUUUGGUGGUCAUGUCAGAUGGUCAAAACAUUGAAGAAGGUUUCUGAUCAAUAAAUGCAGAACACUUUGACCUGUACUAGUCAUUCAAACUAGGUAGGAUGAUUGCCUGUGGUCAGUAGAUAACCACUACAUUUAUUGUUUUCGGGGCUAGAGGUCAGUACUGAAAUGGUUACAUAUCAAAAAUUUGAGAAUGCUUGGGCAUAUGGUCAUCAAGCUUCAGUUGGUUAGUAAAUGAUCCAUCUUCUUGAGUCAGUAUGUCAAAAUGUCAAGGUUGCAGCAACCUUUGUUCUAAAAUAGGAAUAUAAAGGUUGGGAAGAUUUUGGUGUAUGGCCAUCAGAUUUUAUAGAAUGAUGAUCAGUUGAUGAUUGCUACUGUUUUUUAAGAGGUCAAACAACAAGGUCACAAUGUACUGGAGUCUGAAAAUAACACCCCCAGCUACCUCCAACAAGCUGUCGUAGGAGGGGAGCAUGUUUGUUUUACAAGACAGCUCUAGUUUUCCUUCCUUUAUACAUAUUUUUCCUUGUUUUUCUUCCUUGCGUAUAUUUUUCUCCCAUUUUUCUUCUGUGUAUAUUUUUCUCCUCUUAGCAUUGUACUGUAUACAAUUGUUGGUAUGUUAUUAUGCUUGACAUUUGAUCAAAAUUUUACUGUAUAUGAACCUCCUUAUAAAUAUUUACCUAUUUUGAUCAAAUGUAGCACUCAUUUGUUUCUAAACAAUAUUAAAUUUUUAGCAGUUUAAGUCCAGUUUUUGAUUUUCUAAUUUCGCUAGCAUGGUUUGUAUAAUGACUUUUUCCACCUACUUUCCUUAGGAUACUUUCCUUAGGAAAAAAGUCCAGAAGUCCCAACCUUGACAAGGAGAUACAGUCAGUAGACAACAAAGUAGCACUCGUUUUACUAGUAAAGGAUUGAACUGGGCUUAAAAAAUAGCAGCUUUUUAUGCUACUAAGAUAUCUUGAGAACUUUAAAGUUAAGGUAGUUCUGCACGUUUUGAUCGAAAUCAAAUGUAUAUGUCUGUGUACUUAUUUUUGAGAUAUUUGACCAUGAUUAAAGUGAACAGGACAUUUCACGCUAAUUUUAAGACAUUAUUUUGAAUUUUUUAUCAUUUCAUAUGUUUAAAUAUCAUAUUCUUGGGUUAGAAAUAUAGUAACAGUGCUAUUAUAAUAAAGUUACUCACAGGUUUCGAUUAAUUCAUAAAUUGAUUUUCACUUCCUUACACCAAAUCCAGGCUUUAUUGUACGUUUUCCAGAUAAAUGACGUUACGCCAUCACUUCCGGUUUAUCAAACGUGCAAAACUACAUCAUAAUUCCAUUUUUGAAAUCUUUCAGUUUUCACUCAUAUGUCUAUCAUAGAAUCAUGACUCAGGCUUUUAUUUUAGCCAAAUUACACCCCUUUUCUUUUUCAACUAGGAAAAUUUUGCUAAAGCUCUUUUAUGUAAGCUAAUAUUCGGUGAAAGAGCUUCGAAUUAUCAAGUGCACUGUCAUUAGCCAGUUCUUAUUUUAUACAAAUUGCUAAAAAUUGCUAAUCCCUAUAAUCCCUGUAAAAAGUAAUAUAAAAAAAAAAGGUAUGUACCUAAGGGCUGCAUUUAGUGGAUUGCAUACGGCUCUAACCUUUAGCCUGCUCGGUAUGUGAUUUUGCCUUGGCGACCAGUGCAGACCCAAGAUUAGCCUGCGCGUCCAUGCAGUCUGUUCAUGGUCUGCACCGUUUGCUAUUCAGUCAGCAAGUUUUAAUUGAAUACCCCUUCAAAUAAUAAAUGGUACUGCCCAAUUCAAAUGAUGGACCAAUCCAUUUUAGAAAUUUAGCAGGCUAAGGGUUAGAGCAGUCUGCUUUGUGAGAAUUAUACUCAAGUUGACUAUUGUUGUUUUGUUAGACCUGUUUUAGUCUCGCACAGGUUUGUGUAUUGUUGUUUACUUUACCUACAUUAUAAUUGUUAAAACCCCUAAGUAAAAUUUGGGAGACAAAUUGAAUAUAGUAGAAUUAUUGUUUAUACUUUUGUUUAUUUUUGCAAAUAGUUUUUUUUUUUUUGUAGACCUUUUUGUCACAGUUUUGCAGUCGUGAAUAAAAUGAUUAUAACAAA
Mercenaria mercenaria is the source of this 11064-nucleotide messenger RNA. Its product is annotated as lysine-specific histone demethylase 2-like. Gene Ontology annotation, molecular function: protein binding; zinc ion binding; oxidoreductase activity. The transcript has 19 exons. NCBI's taxonomy places the organism in Eukaryota, Metazoa, Mollusca, Bivalvia, Venerida, Veneridae. The record is from RefSeq and is a predicted model, not a curated record. The coding region runs from base 111 to 2456 and encodes 781 amino acids.